Messenger RNA from Hordeum vulgare subsp. vulgare (domesticated barley), 3020 nucleotides. RefSeq names its product potassium channel AKT2. Gene Ontology annotation, cellular component: membrane. The record is from RefSeq and is a predicted model, not a curated record. Gene Ontology annotation, biological process: transmembrane transport; potassium ion transport. Gene Ontology annotation, molecular function: voltage-gated potassium channel activity; protein binding. The coding region runs from base 319 to 2898 and encodes 859 amino acids. NCBI's taxonomy places the organism in Eukaryota, Viridiplantae, Streptophyta, Magnoliopsida, Poales, Poaceae. The transcript is spliced from 9 exons.
CGCGCUCUAGGUCUGCCAAAUCCGCGGGCCGGCAGCGUGUGCCUGGUCACUUUCGUCCCGGACAGGACCCCUCCUCCUCCUCCUGCUCCAUUAUUGAUGGAUCCAUGGAUAGAUGGAUGCCUGCCUCCAUUAUUUCGAUGCCAUGAUUUGAUUCUCGCCUUGCCUUUCUCGGUUAUCUUCAUUCGAUCCCCCCGGAAUUAUCUUAGCUAGCACGAGUGGUACGUAAACAGUGUACGUGCUCCGUCUAGUUAGUUCUCCAAUUAGCUAGCUAUACGUUGCCCAAGAGAUUGCAGCAGCUCUUGUUCCGGGACGGGAGCAAUGAAGAUCCCCAGCUUCCAGAGCAAGAGCAGCAGCGGCGGGGCCAGCGGCUCGAGCACGGGCUUCGGCUCAGGCUCCUUCAACCUCCGGAACCUGUCCAAGCUCAUGCUGCCGCCGCUCGGCCACAGCCUCAGCCAGUCGACUUCCGGCACCGACGAGAGGGUCGUCUCGCCCCUCGACUCCAGAUACAGGUGCUGGGAGACGUUCAUGGUGAUCCUGGUGGCCUACUCGGCAUGGGUGUACCCGUUCGAGGUGGCCUUCAUGGAAGCCUCGCCCAAGGGGGGGCUGGAGGUGGCCGACAUGGUCGUCGACAUCUUCUUCGCCGUCGACAUCGCCCUCACCUUCUUCGUGGCCUACAUCGACUCGAGGACGCAGCUCCUCGUCCGCGACAGGAAGAGGAUAACCUUCAGGUAUCUGUCGACGUUCUUCAUCAUGGACGUGGCGUCGACGAUUCCGUACCAAGGCAUAGCCUACCUCGUCAACGGCGAGGUCAGGGAAGGCAUGGUUUACAGCCUGCUCGGGCUGCUCCGGCUCUGGCGUCUCAGGAAGGUCAAGCAAUUCUUCACAAGGCUGGAGAAGGACAUCAGGUUCAGCUACUUCUGGGUACGCUGCGCUCGGCUCAUCGCGGUGACGCUGUUCCUGGUGCACUGCGCCGGGUGCCUGUACUACAUGCUGGCGGACCGGUACCCGGACAGGGACAAGACGUGGAUCGGCGCGGUGAUCCCCAACUUCCGGCAGGAGAGCCUGUGGAUCCGCUACAUCUCCUCCAUCUACUGGUCCAUCACCACCAUGACCACCGUCGGCUACGGCGACCUGCACGCCCAGAACAACCUCGAGAUGAUCUUCAACAUCUUCUACAUGCUCUUCAACCUCGGCCUCACCGCCUACCUCAUCGGCAACAUGACCAACCUCGUCGUGGAGGGCACACGCCGCACCAUGGAGUUCAGGAACAGCAUUCGUGCGGCGUCCAACUUCGUGUGCCGCAACCACCUGCCGCCGCGGCUGCAGCAGCAGAUCCUGGCCUACAUGUGCCUCAAGUUCAGGGCGGAGAGCUUGAACCAGCAGCAGCUCAUGGACCAGCUGCCCAAGUCCAUCUGCAAGAGCAUCUGCGAGCACCUCUUCCUCCCCGUGGUCAAGGACGUGUACCUCUUCAAGGGCAUCUCCAGAGAUGCGCAGCUGCUCCUUGUCACCAAGACCAAGCCGGAGUACAUACCGCCCAAGGAGGACGUGAUCGUGCAGAACGAGGCGGCCGACGACGUGUACAUCAUCGUGUCCGGCGAGGUGGAGGUCAUAUACUUCAACGGCGAGCGGGAGGAGGUGGUGGGAAAGCUGGGGACCUUGGACAUCUUCGGCGAGGUGAGUGCCCUGAGCGACCGCCCGCAGACCUUCACGUUCCGGACCAGGACGCUCAGCCAGCUGCUGAGGCUCAAGCAGGCCACGCUCAGGGAGGUCAUGCAGAGCAAGCCCGACGACAGCGCCCUCAUCGUCAGGAACUUCCUCAAGCAUCAGAUUGAGGUGCAUGACAUGAAGGACCUGCUGGGCGAGAGCAUCGGAGCGGCCGGCAGUGGCAACAUCGUCCCGUGCAAUCUGCUGACGGUCGCCGCCACAGGGAACGGCGGCUUCCUUGGGGACCUGCUCAAGGUCGGGAUGGACCCUGACGUCGGUGACUCCAAGGGAAGAACCGCGCUGCACAUCGCGGCGUCAAAGGGGUACGACGACUGCGUGCAGGCUCUGCUCAUGCACGGCUGCAACGUCAACAUCAAAGACGCGCAGGGCAACACGGCGCUGUGGCAGGCCAUCGCGGCGAGGCACCACAAGGUGUUCAGCAACCUGUACCACGCCGCGCGCGCCACGAACCCGCGCGCCGGCGGCGACCUCCUGUGCCUCGCCGCGCGGCGAGGCGACCUCGACACGCUCCGCGAGCUCCUCAAGCACGGCCUGGACGUGGACUCCGAGGGCCACGACGGCGCCACGGCGUUGCGCGUCGCGCUGUCCGAGGGGCAGGCCGACGUGGCCAGGUUCCUCGUCAUGAACGGGGCCAGCGUGGACAAGGCCGGCCUCGACGACGACGGCUCUGCCCCGCAGCAGACCACGCUGCCGGCGGCCGAGCUGCGUGAGCUCGUGAAGAGGCGGGAGGUCGGCCACCCGAUCACCAUCUACGACUACGACUCGCCGCCGGCGGUCUGCUCGUCGUCCGGGGAGCUUCGGCAGGGGAGGUUCCCAAUCCCGGGCAGCGCGAGAUCAUCGGACAGCGCGCACUGGCCGCGGGUGAGCAUCUACAAGGGCCAUCCGUUCGUCAGAACCCACAGCUCCGAGGCCGGAAAGCUCGUCAAUCUGCCCGCCACGAUGGAGGAGCUCAAAACCGUCAUUGGAGAGAAACUGAAAGUGGAUCCGGAGGAGGCGCUGGUCGUGAACCACGAGGGAGCGGAGAUCGACUCGGUGGACGUGAUCCGCGACAACGACAAGCUGUUCAUCGUCACCCAAGAGCACAUGAGGAUGCUAGCGUCGAUGGAUUCCGCGGCUGCUUUGCCGCAUACAUUGUCUGUAGGUUCAAGUGUUUCAGUAGCAAGUGUCAUAUAAUUCUGACAUGUGCUAGCUGGAAUUAUUUUUUCUCUCUCGUUCUGAAUAAUCCAGUCAUCUCCGUGGCAUGUCAUAUAAUUUUGAUAUGUGCUAUCUCCGUGGCAUGGCGAAGAUUCAAGCAA